AUGAGCGCUCCUCCGCUGCUCACGUCGCUCUUCACUCGGCACCCAUACAAAAAAGCCGCCGUUUUCUCAUACUCUGCAGAAAUGAAGAGAUCUCGUAGUGCUGGUGAUAAGUUUGUUUUUGGUUCAAGACGUCGAACGCUAACUCCUUCGUCAAGGAUUGACGACGAGGAUGAGGACAAUGAAUCAUUUAUUGGUCUGCAAUCGCCUCGACCAAACAAAGCACCAUCACCAUCACGAAAUCCUCCUCUGAGCAAAGAUAGACAAUAUUGGCAAAGCAACUAUCACAUAACUGACUGGAAACGACAGCACCCGAAUGAGUUUGAGAAGAAGGAGUUUGAGAAAUUCCAUAAAUGGAUCUUUGAGAGCGAAAAGAAUGCCACCCUUCAAAAAGAUGUCGUCGCACUCAUGAAGAUGCUUUUUCAAAAAUCGGGUUGAGGAUUUCAUUGUUCACUACUUUUUAGUGUAGCGUUAGAUACCAGCAAACACCCAUGUGUCACAGCAAAGAUAUUUAGAGAUAGAUUACAUUUAAGGCGUUUUCACGAUUGUUCAGAUAACCAUG
Messenger RNA from Cylicocyclus nassatus, 559 nucleotides. Lineage: Eukaryota; Metazoa; Nematoda; Chromadorea; Rhabditida; Strongylidae. The record is from the annotation of a GenBank genome assembly.